Messenger RNA from Gossypium raimondii (Peruvian cotton), 2051 nucleotides. RefSeq names its product CLP protease regulatory subunit CLPX2, mitochondrial. Gene Ontology annotation, molecular function: ATP-dependent protein folding chaperone; ATP hydrolysis activity; ATP binding. Lineage: Eukaryota; Viridiplantae; Streptophyta; Magnoliopsida; Malvales; Malvaceae. The record is from RefSeq and is a predicted model, not a curated record. Bases 153 to 1760 code for a protein of 535 amino acids. Gene Ontology annotation, biological process: proteolysis; protein catabolic process; protein folding. The transcript is spliced from 15 exons. Gene Ontology annotation, cellular component: mitochondrial matrix.
UCAUAUUCUCACAGGACAGGACCGGACUACUUCCUAAACCGAAACCUAACAAAUUUCCUACAAACAACAGCACAAAUCGCUCUAUCUCUGUACUUUUCCUAAUCGGCUGCUUGUAUUUUUACCUCUCCACGUAGCCAACUACCUCCUACGCCAUGCUUUCAUCACUCUUCAGACUCACCUCCCUCCGCUCCCGUAAAACCCCUGUUGGGAUUACCUCAUCCUGGUCGAUUUUUCGUCAGAAAUGGAACGGCACGGAGGAGUACGACCACAUUAGGGCUGAAGUGAACUGUCCUCGAUGCUCUAAUCAGAUGCCCGUCCUUUUCUCUAACCGCCCACUCUCCAUCACCGCUAGGGAGCCAGGCCUUUUCCAGGCUCUCAAUCUCUGCCGUAACUGUAAAACGGCCUUCUAUUUCCGGCCCUUUAAGCUGGUUCCCUUGCAAGGGAGCUUCGUGGAGUUGGGGAGGAUCAAAGGGGAUGCGGAGGGGAUCUCGAGGAAAGACCCGGGGGGAAUUCGGAAACUGAAUGAUGAUUGUGAUGGGGACAAGGAUGACGUUUCGGGGAGGUUAGAGAGGGAAUUACCGACCCCGAAGGAAAUUUAUGGGAGGUUGGAUGAAUUUGUCAUCGGCCAACAAAAGGCAAAGAAGGUGUUAUCUGUGGCAGUUUACAACCACUAUAAAAGGAUAUACCAUUCCUCCGAGAAAAACGAGGCAUCUGAAUUGGGUGACAAUGAUGAACAUGUUGCCAAUGAUUUUGUUGAGCUGGAUAAGAGCAAUGUACUGUUAAUAGGUCCCACUGGUUCAGGAAAAACAUUACUUGCAAAGACACUAGCACGCAUUGUGAAUGUACCAGUUGUCAUUGCUGAUGCAACAAGUUUAACACAGGCAAGUUAUGUUGGAGAAGACGUAGAAUCAAUAUUGUAUAAGCUACUUGUGGAAGCAAAGUUUGAUGUUGAAGCUGCUCAACAUGGAAUUGUAUAUAUUGAUGAAGUUGAUAAGAUAACUAAGAAGGCUGAGAGUUCGAAUAUGGGGAGGGAUGUGUCUGGAGAGGGUGUUCAACAAGCAUUGUUAAAAAUGCUGGAAGGAACAAUAGUGAACAUUCCCAUGCCUGAUAAAGGAGCUCGAAGGAAUUCUCAUGGUGAUAGCUUUCAGAUAGAUACAAAAGAUAUACUUUUCAUAUGUGGUGGAGCAUUUAAUGAUUUGGAGAAAACCAUUUCAGAAAGGCGGCAAGAUUCUUCUAUCGGCUUUGGAGCACCUGUCCGUGAAAAUAUGAGGACGAGUCCCUUGAUUACUGCUGCAGUUGCAUCAUCAUUGUUGGAAUCUGUUGAAAGUGAUGAUCUUAUUGCAUAUGGAUUGAUUCCUGAAUUUAUUGGCCGCUUUCCUAUUUUAGUUGGCUUGUCAGCUUUGGAUGAGGACCAACUUGUUGAGGUCCUCAUGAAACCAAAGAAUGCUCUUGGUAAGCAGUACAAGAAAAUGUUUAACAUGAAUGGCGUCAAAUUAUAUUUUACUGAAACUGCAUUGAGAUUGAUUUCAAAGAAGGCAAUGGCUAAGAAUACUGGUGCUCGAGGUUUAAGAGCCAUACUGGAAAGCAUUCUUACAGAAGCUAUGUUUGAGAUUCCAAACAGCAAGAUGGAAUCUCACAGGGUGAAUGCGGUUUUGGUCGAUGAAGAAGCUCUUGGGUCAGUGGAUGAAAGAGGAUGUGGGGCUAAAAUUCUUUAUGCUGAAGAUGAAAUGGAUCGGUUUCUUGCCAAAGAAAAACAUUGAAGGAUUUAGUGACUGCUUGAAGAUGAGGUCGGUUGGUAGGUGAUGUUAUGGGAGAAAAGAGAGGAAGAAGAAGAGACCCAAGUUGUUGGAAAAGUUGGGGGUUCAUUCAACACAACAGUGAUGUCCUGAAUUUGUGAACACUUUUGUAGUAAAAAAAUGUGUAAAUAUACCUAGGCUUAGAUCGAAGUGCUAAAGCUGGAAUGUCAAGUUAGAAAUUUUAGGUCUUGAGCCAGUGGUCUCAAACUCUUUUAGUACGCAAUAAUAAUAAAAUUUGUUGGUACUUGUUUUUUA